AUGGCUCCUCACCCCAACGAGCAGCAAAUCUCACUGCCCAGCAGCUUCACAUCGAUUCAGGACUUAUAUAAACGUGGACGUGGAAACUUGGUGAACGUCAUUGGCAUUAUCAAAGACUUCAAGCCCCCCAUUCGCACCAGGGGAACUGAUCACAAGUGUGAGAUCUGCUUGUAUGAUCGCUGUAGCGAAGAUGGCUCGUUCGAUUCCAUUACACUCAACGUUUUCCGGCCAGAAAAUGAGAUGCCAGAUCCAGGCCUUGGCGAUGUGAUAGUGUUGUUCCAAGUCAAGUUUCAAGAGCGCUCUGAAGUCCUAUCACUCGUAACGCACAAGACUACAGAUAUUCAUUUGUAUUCGGCACGUCAGAUUCCACCUCCACCGGAGAGUGCCUCGAAUGCACUCCGCCCCGAGCCACGGAAAGCAACCCACAAACCCGGGCAGCCAAUACAUGAAUACGUCUCAUUCUUCUAUCACUCAGUCGAUAAGAGCUGCAUCCCAUCCGAAGUAGAGUUCCAGGACAUCAAGGCGAAAUAUAUCACUGCCAAUGAGAAGUUCAAGGAGCUCAAAGAUGUCCAGGUUGACACAUUUGUCGAUGUGAUAGUUCAACUAGUCAGACAGCCCUACGACAACGACUACAGAAUCACUCUCUGGGUAUCGGAUUACACUGAGAACGACAGCUUCUUUAAUUUUACAUGGAAGGGGCCUACUAUUCGUGCAGAUAAGCCCGCGGAUCCUCAUGAAUAUGAAUCCGUCAUGCCAUACGUUGCAGACUCGGGAGGGGAGUGGAAAGGUCCGUUUGGAAAACGAAGCAUGCAAGUCACUUGCUUCGAUCCGCAUACGGCAUACGUCAGAGAACAAGGCCUUUCCAUAGGUUCUUGGGUCUUUCUUCGAAACCUUCAUAUCAGAAAAGGGCGCAACGACGCAAAUAUCGAGGGCUUCAUGCGAGAAGAUCUAAAGAUUAACAUCGCGCAGAUGGAUACCAAAGACACAGUAUCUCCUGAUCCUCGCCUCAAAGAGGCUCUUCGCCGCAAGCGUGGCUAUGAAGAGCUAAAGAAGAUUCAAAGCCAAGAGAUAUUCAACGCGUCGUGGGCUGGAAAGAAGAGAAAGAGUGACUUGGCCGAGAUGGGAAUAACAUCAAGCGAUAAGCCAAAGAGGAACAAGAAUAAAAAGAAGUCAAAGAAGAAAUCGAUGGGACAUGAAGAGUCUGUGACAUCGUCAGCUGUAGGCUCGACUAUAUCAUCAACAAAUGAUAAUAACUCAAAUGUCAAAUGCGAAUACGAAAACAAACCCAUCAGCACCUUCGAAGAUAUCUUAGAUCCUAUAUACUACAAAACGAAAAUCAACAGCAAGGAAGUCGAAUUACAGCUUCCCUUUGUAAACUUGAACUACCGCGCGGACGUGCGAGUCAUCAAUUUCAUGCCUCCCGACCUCAGAGAUUUCGCUCAGCCAAAAAGGAUGUCGGAAUAUGCGAUGCUCUCUGAUUAUGAGGAGUCGGAUGCAGAUUCCGACGAAGAGAGAGGGUCAAUAGCGGACCGUGCCGCGGUGCGACAGUGGGAAUGGCGAUUCUUCUUGGAAUUAGAAGAUGCAAACUCUCCCAACGACCAUGGUGGGAAGAAGAAAACUCUCUGGGUAGCAGUAAACAACUUUUCUGCGCAGUGUCUUUUGAAUCUGGACGCCUCUGAUUUACAUCAAGACGAGGAUAAUCUCGAUAUCUUGCGUGAUCGGCUAUUCCUCCUAUGGGGAGAACUAGAAGAAAAGAAGAGCAUCAGAGAAGAAAACAAGCGCCGCGCAGCUCGGGCAGCUCUAUCAAAUACAAAUCUGAAUCGGCCUCCGUCGCACAGUUCCGACGAUGAGGGCCCUGCGCCGCGGAAACAUGAAACAGAACUACGAUCGUCGCAAAUCAGCAACCUGCCAUUUAGUUGCUGCAUUCGCCAAUACGGAGUCAAAGUUCGCGAAGAGGAUCCGGCCAAGGCGGACGCAGGCAAAGGCAAGCGGUGGCAGCGAAUGUUUGGACUGUUCGGAACAAAGAUUGUCACACAUCAGCAACAGGCCGUUUAG
Trichoderma gamsii is the source of this 2055-nucleotide messenger RNA. RefSeq lists its product as hypothetical. The transcript has 4 exons. Gene Ontology annotation, molecular function: telomerase inhibitor activity; G-rich strand telomeric DNA binding. Gene Ontology annotation, cellular component: nuclear telomere cap complex; chromosome, telomeric region. The coding region runs from base 1 to 2055 and encodes 684 amino acids. The record is from RefSeq and is a predicted model, not a curated record. NCBI's taxonomy places the organism in Eukaryota, Fungi, Ascomycota, Sordariomycetes, Hypocreales, Hypocreaceae. Gene Ontology annotation, biological process: regulation of telomere maintenance via telomerase; telomere capping.